AUGCCGCAAGAGGUGAUUUUUACCCGCACAGUGACUCUUUGGAAACUGAUACAGCUUGUGAGACUCAGCCAGCCGAGGGUGGAAAAUGAAAGGCUUGGCGCGGCGACCUUUGGCUGUCGCAUCCGGCGCCAAAUAAAAGGGUCGCGCUCCGGCCGAGGCCCGCGGAUGUGUAUGUCCGCCCCUGCUCUUACAGCGUGCCUGCGGGCCGUGCUGGCGGACUCGCGCUUCUUCUUGGUGUGCAUGUGCUUCCUGACCUUCAUCCAGUCCCUCAUGGUCUCCGGGUACCUGAGCAGCGUCAUCACCACCAUCGAGCGGAGAUACAGCCUCAAGAGCUCCGAGUCGGGGCUGCUGGUCAGCUGCUUCGACAUCGGGAGCCUGGUGGUGGUGGUCUUCAUCAGCUACUUCGGGGGGCGCGGACGGAGGCCGCUCUGGCUGGCCGUAGGGGGGUUUUUCAUCGCCCUAGGGGCUGCGCUCUUCUCCUUACCUCAUUUCAUCUCGCCGCCGUACCAGAUCCAGGAAUUGAACUCCUCCGUCAGUAACGAGGGCUUGUGCGUGACUGGCAAUGGCACCGCCAAAGAGCAGUGGGACUCGCCGGCCUGUGUCAAGGACUCCGGCGGAAACGACCACUCCCUGUACGUAGCUUUAUUCAUUUGUGCCCAAAUCCUCAUUGGCAUGGGCUCGACACCCAUCUAUACCUUGGGACCAACCUACCUAGAUGACAAUGUCAAGAAAGAAAACGCCUCGCUUUACCUAGCCAUCAUGUAUGUAAUGGGAGCACUUGGUCCUGCAGCUGGAUACUUACUAGGAGGACUUCUUAUUGGUUUCUAUGUUGAUCCUAGGACAACUGUUUAUAUUGACCAGAGUGAUCCCCGAUUCAUUGGAAACUGGUGGAGUGGAUUUCUCCUUUGUGCCAUUGCAAUGCUCCUUGUGAUAUUUCCCAUGUUUACCUUUCCGAAAAAGCUUCCUCCUCGACAUAAAAAAAAGAAAAAGAAAAAGAAGAUGAACUCUGAUGAUGUUUCAAGUGAUGAUGAGGUGAUGAAAGAGAAAACAAAUAGUAAAAUACAAGCAGACAGUGCAGUUCCUGCCUCUAUGGGAUUUGGAAAGAAUGUUAAAGAGCUUCCAAGAGCAGCUGUCAGGAUCUUAAGCAACAUGACAUUCCUUUUUGUGAGUUUGUCAUACACAGCUGAGAGUGCCAUUGUCACAGCUUUUAUUACCUUCAUUCCCAAGUUCAUCGAGUCACAGUUUGGCAUCCCAGCUUCCAAUGCCAGCAUCUACACUGGUGUGAUUAUUGUCCCAAGUGCUGGUGUUGGUAUUGUCCUAGGCGGCUACAUUAUAAAAAAACUGAAACUCGGUGCAAGAGAGUCUGCAAAGUUGGCUAUGAUCUGCAGUGGUGUGUCUCUGCUGUGCUUUUCAACUCUUUUCAUUGUUGGAUGUGAAAGCAUUAAUCUAGGGGGAAUAAAUAUACCUUACACGACUGGUCCCACUCUUGCCAUGGCCCACAGGAAUCUGACUGGGAGCUGCAAUGUUAACUGCGGAUGUAAGAUUCAUGAGUACGAGCCCGUCUGUGGAUCAGAUGGAAUAACAUAUUUUAAUCCUUGCCUAGCUGGCUGCAUCAAUGGUGGAAACCAUAGCACAGGGGUAAGAAAUUACACAGAAUGUGCCUGUGUCCAGAGUCGCCAGGUGAUCACUCCGCCAACAGUGGGCCAGCGCAGUCAGCUCCGUCUGGUUAUUGUCAAAACCUACCUGAAUGAGAAUGGCUAUGCUGUUUCUGGGAAGUGUGAUCGAACCUGCAACACACUUAUCCCGUUCCUGAUAUUUCUCUUCAUUGUUACCCUUAUAACAGCGUGCGCCCAGCCAUCAGCAAUCAUAGUAACACUGAGGUCUGUGGAAGAUGGAGAGCGGCCCUUUGCACUAGGAAUGCAGUUUGUUUUAUUACGAACUCUGGCUUACAUUCCCACUCCAAUAUAUUUUGGGGCUGUUAUUGACACCACGUGCAUGCUUUGGCAACAGGAUUGCGGCAUACAAGGAUCUUGUUGGGAAUACGAUGUCACCUCAUUUCGUUUUGUCUACUUUGGGUUGGCAGCUGCUCUCAAGUUUGUUGGAUUCUUUUUUAUUUUUCUGGCCUGGUAUUCCAUUAAGUGUAAAGAAGAGCAACUGCAGAGACAGAGAUGGAGGGCUUCACCGGUGAACACUGUGAGUGAGAUGGUUGGCCAAGCUGGACCCCAACAAAACUAUGCACGGACUAGAUCCUGCCCUACCUUCAGUUCCCGAGGAGACAUCAGUGUGGCACAAGGAAUGAACUGCGUAGCACAGACAUACCCCGGCCCUUUUUCAGAAGCAAUAAAUUCCUCAAAUGAAAAUGCAUUGGAAGAAGUCACUGCUGAGAUAUAGACCCCUGGCUUGGUAAUGUAAUACUUAGUUUUGUUGGUUGACUUAAUUAUGGCGCCUUGUAAAACACCUGUGCCUUCUAUUUUUAAUCUAAAUGUAACACGUGAUAAAACCAACAAAGCUUAAUGUAAACAACCAUAGUAUGUUCCUGAGGGCUGGAUACCUCAAACCAACCCAAGUUCUUAUUUCUACCCUCCCGACAAUGGAGUUUUAAAAAUUGUGUUUGUAAUUAUUUCAGAUGUGUCCAUUAAAUGUCCAUGCUCUGAUCUAAUAUCAUGUAAGGGUGAGGUAUUAUGAACAGCAGAAGUCAGUGGAAGAGUGACAAAAACUCAUAUUGUUGAUGUCUAGAAGUCACAAAAAUGCUUAAAUGUAUUGUCAACUUCAUAUCCGCAAAUCAUAUUUUUAAGAGAUGAGUAAUUACUGUGAGUUCUGCUACAAAGCACAACUGAACUUUUUUAAACUAUGCAACUUAUUUGGAUAAUUUUAUGUGCAGCAAAUUAAGUUUAACAUUUGCUUUAAAAGACAUUACUGCAACUGAAUUUGAAAGGGGCUAUUUUCAGACACAAGCAUUAAAUUAAAGAAAAACAUAAGGUUUAAAGUACUGUUAGUAACAUGUUAAGCCAUACAAAAGUUAUGCAUCAGGUAGUGCUUGCAAAUGUUGAGUCGUUAGUAUCUUUAUCCUGUCAAAAUACGCAUUAAUUUUCAUUUGAUGUGAUGUAGUCAUUUUUCACAAAGUACACAGGCUGGGAAAGUAUAAUGCUUGGAGUAAAAAAACUUCAGUAUUAAUCUAUAAUAACAUUAAGAUGUAGGAAUCGUACACACGUACCAGAGCGGAUAUGUGCAUAUUUCUGUAAUGUUAUUUAGGUGGUCAUUAUUAGCACCAAAUCCAAU
This is a messenger RNA of Haliaeetus leucocephalus (bald eagle), 3279 nucleotides long. It is a transcript of the gene SLCO5A1, whose product is annotated as solute carrier organic anion transporter family, member 5A1. Lineage: Eukaryota; Metazoa; Chordata; Aves; Accipitriformes; Accipitridae. Gene Ontology annotation, cellular component: membrane. Gene Ontology annotation, biological process: sodium-independent organic anion transport; transmembrane transport. Bases 1 to 2391 code for a protein of 796 amino acids. Gene Ontology annotation, molecular function: protein binding. The transcript has 12 exons. The record is from RefSeq and is a predicted model, not a curated record.